AUGAAUCCCAAUUCGGAGGGUCAAUAUGAUCUUCCAUUACUACGACCACUUAGACCUCCCACAGUUUGCCUCCCUUCCAUAGUUGAAAGUAUUGCUACAGAAAAUUCCUUGACUCAUGAAACUACGUCUCAGCACGACUUCAGACCUACCCCCAGCCGUAACAAUAAAUUUCGCAUUUGUCGAAGACUUAAACGUCUAAUUACAAAUAAAAAUUCAUCGACAACAAGCCGUCCUUAUCACCCUACCAACACUGAACCCCGUAUCUGUGAUGACGCACCCAACACUACUGAUCAAUCUCGAUCUUGUUGCUGCCUACCCCGCCCAAAAUGUUCCCGAUUACAACAUUUCUGUUCAUCUUUUUCGAGUACCCUCGGUCGACUAACGGGUCGGCGAAUGCCUAACGAGAAUCUCUUUGUUCUCAGUAUGAUCCAGCUUCUUUGUGGACUUGCAGCAGUCGUUCUUUCAGGGGUCGCAGUAACCAAAGUGGUUUUUCUGUACCAAAUGGCAACCGGACUUUGGUCUGGCUUUCUCAUGCUCGCAACAGGCUUUCAUGGAAUUGUUACCGCUCGACGUUGUACACCAAGAACUCUUGUUAGCUUACUGAUCUUCUGCGUUCUCGUCGCACUUUCGGCCUGUCUUCUAGCCUGUGUUUCUGUUGCUGGUCUAAUAGAGGACGGGAUCCUACGACCAGAGACAUCUUUCACUCUUCUUUCCUCGAAUUCUCCAUAUUACAUAACUAGUCAUUCAUCUAUAUCAUCAAAUGGUCUUUCUGUCGAUAUCCCUCUUGGCGGAUUUUCCCAUCGAAGGGUUAUUGCAUCAAAUCAACCCCCUAGAUUGCAUCAAGUCAUGUUACAUGUACUUCUUCUUGUUAUUGGAAUUCUUGAAGCAUCUGUAAGUGUAGCCUGUGCCGUUCUCUGUUGCCGCCAAAUAUGUCCACCUGAUUCCACUCCUCCUUUGUCUGCUAUUUCUUAUCUUCAAAAUCGCGGUGCUACCUUAAUUCCUGGAGGAAGUGAUUUCUUAUUAGCUGUUGCAGCCGAACCUGGGAGACCAGCUCCGCUUCUUCUGGAUUAUCCUCUUCCUCCUGCAGAUUUGCAUCCUUCAGUUCAUCACUUUUUACCCCGUCCUGGAAGGCGAGUUGUGAUUCUUACUCAAGCAGAAACUGGAAUUCAUGCUUUAGCUGCUGCUCAAGCUGUAGCGAGCCUGGUUUCCCCCUCGCAAAAUUCUCUUUGCCCCAAUCCGACGAGUUCAUCUCAAAGAGUUCAAAAGAGGGAGGAAUCACAUCAAUUGAAAACUCAUCUGUCCACUUUUCUCCCCCAAUUAGCCAAUGGGAAUGAUUCGGAGUUUAGAUCAGCACAUCCAUCAAGUCUCCUCUAUGUUCUUUCAUCCCCAUCUCCUACUGAUGCACCUAUGAUCUUCCCUCCUUUCCCACCGGCCUAUUGUGCUGAAGAAGACACUAGUAUACGGAUGCAUCCUCAAGCAUUCAAUAUUGGUCCACAUUCGGAUCCACCGGAGUCGGUGACUUUAGGACGUCGUUCAAGGCGAAGGCAUGUUGGAAGGAGGUCUGGAAGGGAGAUCCUAGGUCCUCGUCAAUUUCUCAACCAGCGAAGAGCUAGACGGGGUGGCAGUUCUGCAGAAACUGCUGUGGGAUUGUUGGGAGAUCGGAUCUUGCAACCUGUUCUUGUUGUGGAAGAUGAUUCUAACUCACAGAUGAGCGCUCAAAAUGGCAGCCGGAAUAAUCCCCCACCUCCAAGCUAUACUAGAGAACUCAGACCUCUACCACCUACUCCCGAAGAGAAUUAA
Rodentolepis nana is the source of this 1800-nucleotide messenger RNA. The record is from the annotation of a GenBank genome assembly. NCBI's taxonomy places the organism in Eukaryota, Metazoa, Platyhelminthes, Cestoda, Cyclophyllidea, Hymenolepididae.